Molecule: messenger RNA, 1656 nt
Organism: Lindgomyces ingoldianus
Lineage: Eukaryota; Fungi; Ascomycota; Dothideomycetes; Pleosporales; Lindgomycetaceae
Product: beta-glucuronidase
Exons: 3
Coding region: 1-1656 (551 amino acids)
Source: RefSeq, a predicted model, not a curated record
AUGGCAAGCCUCCAAGCCUUGCUGCUUGCGACAGCGCUCUUAAACAUAGCUUCUUCGGCUCCAGCAGAACAAUUCGCAGACGCAACAACUGCAUCGAGGACAGGAAGCGCUCUCACGCGUCCUACCGAUUUCAACCCUGUACCGAUUGCUGCGUCGCCUUCGGGGGCUGGGGAGCCGGUGCUCAAUAGCUUCGUUUCAUUUUCUAUUGAGCUCGCCUUCUUUCCGGACUUCGCAGGCGACAAGGAGAAUCCGAAUACGUUCUCAGACAAUCUUUUGAACAACUUGGGAAGCUUCCAGGGGUCUAAGCCAAACAUUCGAGUGGGGGGAAAUACUCAGGAUUAUGCACUUUACGACGCUAACCUCAAAGCCGCCACUAAUGGAACCAUAAUUCCUUCAAUAUCUAAAGACUAUCCCCGAAUACUGUCCAUUGGCCCAAAGUUCUUCGAAUCUUACCAAACAUGGCCCGGCGUCAAGUUCAUACAUGGCUUCAACUUGGCGAAGAACGACACAGCCGCUAAUGCCAGCGCGACGGAUGAGGCUGCGAUAGCUUGCAAGUUUCUUGAACUUCACGAUAACUUCCUGUAUUGGGAGAUGGGGAAUGAGCCAGAUCUUUUCAAGACUUCGGCGCAGGGUGUCAUGCGUCCUGCGUCUUGGAACGAGCAGCAGUAUACGCAGCAGUGGAACAUAAGGGUUCAGUUAGUCAAAGAUUCACUUUCGAAGAACUGUGGUGCGGACUGGGUCACUGCGCAAAAUUUCAAGUGGCUUGCGCCGUCGUUUGCGGGGACGAGUAACAGUCUUGAUGCUGUGAAGACUUGGAAAGCUGGAUUGGAUCAGCGUAAUGAAAUUGAGCUGUUUUCUUCGCAUAACUACAUCGGAGGUGCGACACAACCUGGUGUGACUCUUGCUGGCUUCCUGAUGAACCACACCAAGACCGUAUCUAGUGUAAGUAACCACAACAAAGAACAAGCCGCCUUAAAAGCCGCAGGGAUGAAUAUGCCAUACAUCCUUGGCGAAGCAAAUUCCCUCUACAACCAAGGAGCUCCGGCGCUCUCCAACUCUUUCGGUGCUGCUCUCUGGGGUGUAGACUUCAACCUCAUGUGUGCAGCCACGGACAUCAGGCAGGUGUAUAUGCAUAUGGGAACCAACUUCCGAUAUGCCAGCUGGCAGCCAGUUGCUACCAACACAACCAGCAUUGGCACAAAGGCUCCUUACUAUGGAAAUAUUGCAGUGGCAGCUUCGCUGGGUGACAUCACUCAAGGCGACGUCCGCGUCCAAAACAUCCCAUUAAAGAACUACAACGAAGCAGCAUACACCAUCUACGAGGGGGAGAAACUCAAACGUCUCGUAGUGAUCAACAUGCACCAAUAUAACUACUCCGUUCCUGUUCCCCUUCCCCGCGGAGAAACUACGUAUAACUUUACACUGCCGACUUCCUGCUCUGGCCAUGGUCUUGUGCAGAGGCUUAUCGCGAACGGAUCAGAUGCGAUCACGGGAAUUACGUUCAACGGUGCAAGCUAUAAUUAUGAGCUGGAUCAUGGGAAACCAAAGCUGCUGGGGAAUGUAACGAAGGAUGAGACAGUGUGGGUGGGCCAGGAUGGAGGGAUUGCAGUGGGCGUGCCUUGGAGUAGUGCGGCGCUUGUGCAGCUGGAGUGUUGA